UGUGAUAAACGUUUCUGUUCAGUAGAAAGUUGUUUCCUUUUGGGUAUGGCUACUAUUUUGGACCCACGUUUUAAAAAAGUUUAUUUUCAAGACCAUUAUCCAAGAUGCUGAAGUAUAUAUCUAAUGAGAUCAAACAAACACAGACCCUGAGCUCCGGUGAUAGUUCAUCUGAUACAGACAUCACAACAGUAGAUGAACCUCAAGCAUUCAAUUUGUGGCAAGAUCAUGCUAAAUAUGUUCAACAGUCUACCAGCCGCAAAUCCCAUAGAGGACAGUUACAGGAUAGUGAAUUUCCCUCCGAACUAAAUUUAUAUCUGAAAAGUAGUCAUGCUCGACUAUCAGAUGAUCCGUUACUAAUAUGGAAGGAUAUGUGCAAAGUAUAUCCUAUAUUAUCAAAAGUGGCUGUUAAAUAUCUAAUACCUGUUGCGACGUCUGUCCCAAGCGAAAGAUUAUUUUCUAAAGCAAGAUUGACAUUAAAUAAACAAAGGAAUCGUCUUACUUCGAAACAUUUAAGUCAAUUACUAUUCUUACAAUCGUUAGACGAUGCUUUUUGGUUUAACCAAUACGUAAUGGUACGAGAAGAGGACGAAGAAUAA
Adelges cooleyi (spruce gall adelgid) is the source of this 596-nucleotide messenger RNA. RefSeq lists its product as uncharacterized. Gene Ontology annotation, molecular function: protein dimerization activity. The record is from RefSeq and is a predicted model, not a curated record. Bases 105 to 596 code for a protein of 163 amino acids. Lineage: Eukaryota; Metazoa; Arthropoda; Insecta; Hemiptera; Adelgidae. The transcript is spliced from 3 exons.